Messenger RNA from Oncorhynchus keta (chum salmon), 679 nucleotides. It is a transcript of the gene ferd3l, whose product is annotated as fer3-like protein. Gene Ontology annotation, molecular function: protein dimerization activity; DNA-binding transcription factor activity, RNA polymerase II-specific; RNA polymerase II transcription regulatory region sequence-specific DNA binding. The transcript has a single exon. NCBI's taxonomy places the organism in Eukaryota, Metazoa, Chordata, Actinopteri, Salmoniformes, Salmonidae. The record is from RefSeq and is a predicted model, not a curated record. Bases 1 to 540 code for a protein of 179 amino acids. Gene Ontology annotation, biological process: developmental process; regulation of transcription by RNA polymerase II.
AUGGAGAGGCAGGGCCGUCUUGGGGACUCGGCACUGUAUGACUUUGUCAGUGAUAUAAACCUCAUGGAGAUUCACCCAAAGUCCACUUCGGGUUCAAAACAGCUCAUGGACAGCUUUCUCCCAGUCACUGGCUACCGGGGCCGGUACUACAACCUCUCCUAUGUUAACGGGAGCCACCGGGAAACAGGUACAAGCGAGGGGGAACAAACCGGACACGGACAUCCCCUGCAUGAGAUGGCCACAGGGAGCACAUCUGCCUACACCUAUUACAGCCCAGGCUCUUUCUCACACACAUCUCACACACACACCUCAGACACACACACCGGGCGGUCGAAGCGGAGGCGUGUGAUCAAUGUGGGCCAGCGUCAGGCGGCGAACGUCCGGGAGAGGAAGAGGAUGUUCAGUCUCAACGAGGCAUUUGACGAGCUGCGGAGAAAAGUGCCGACCUUUGCUUACGAGAAGAGGCUGUCACGCAUCGAGACGCUCCGCCUCGCCAUCGUUUACAUCUCAUUCAUGACGGACCUGUUAGAGAACAUCUGACCUGAUCAGGAUCACAUAGAUCCAUCAGGGUUAUCAGAGCCAGGUCGAUUAAUCAGACUGGUUAGUUUGAUUGAUGCUUCACCUCGGCAUCGUUUACAACCCCUUCAUGACAGACCUGUCAGAGAACACCUGACCUGAU